This is a messenger RNA of Zonotrichia albicollis (white-throated sparrow), 3613 nucleotides long. RefSeq names its product RAB36, member RAS oncogene family (gene RAB36). Lineage: Eukaryota; Metazoa; Chordata; Aves; Passeriformes; Passerellidae. Gene Ontology annotation, molecular function: GTP binding; GTPase activity. The record is from RefSeq and is a predicted model, not a curated record.
AUAUAUAGCAAAAUUUUUUAACAUCCUAAGUUGCAUUCUGGCUUACUAAAUACUGUCUAAAUUAAUGAGUUAAUUUGAAAAACUUAGGUAAUGCAAAAUGGCUGUGUAAUUUCUUAUUCCUUGUCUUUGGUGUUUUGUACAUUAGAAAGCAAGAUUAUUAAUGAGCAGAAAGACAUUUAUAUAAUUCAGAAUGUCUCAUUGGUGGCAUGCGCAUUCUGACUUUAAAGCUGAGAUGAAAUCAAGUUGAAAUGCUGGAGAAAUCCCUUGGGAGUUUCUUUAUAAUUGCUGCUAUGCUUAAUAUUAGCACUGUGACAGUUCCCCACUCCAUUGGUUCCUUGUUAAUAGGUUAAGCCUGCUCUUUGUAUCCAUGUAUACAACGAUCUUUGAGCAAAAUGGAAUUGUUGCCUUAUUCAGAAUUAGGGAUAUCUGGGUUUAUUGAGGAGCAGUUUCUGAUCAAAGCAAUCUGUAUGACCACUAAAACGAGUUUGUUGUUUUAAAACUACUGCUCUGUGUGGAGUUCAAUUACUGCAUCCCCGCCUUCCCGGGCUGUGGAAGGGGAGGAAGGGAAUUGUUGCAAACCUGUUGCUAUGGCCACGUAGCAGAGGCUGGGCUGCUCGUGUGGCUGGAAUCCUCUGCAUCAGCUGCUGCUCGACUUGUAGAAUUUAACUGAACUUAGACCAUGAAGUCCAACCUAAUGCAUUGGGUUCCCCCAGUGAGUAGAGAGAGAAUAAUCUCCCAGUUUCCCAAGUGGUACACACCUGAGGCCUGUCUGCAGCUCAAAGAGCACUUCCAUGCCCAGGUCAGGACUGCUUGUCAGCAGAGCACUGCAACAGCUGGGCUGAAAAUAUCCAAAGUGGUUGUGGUAGGAGACCUGCAUGUUGGGAAAACCAGUCUUAUCAACAGAUUUUGUAAAGAUAAUUUUGACCGAGACUACAAGGCAACCAUUGGAGUAGAUUUUGAGAUUGAACGUUUUGAGAUAAUUGGAAUGCCAUAUAACCUCCAGAUAUGGGACACAGCAGGUCAGGAGAAGUUCAAGUGCAUUGCAUCUGCUUACUACCGAGGAGCAGAGGCUAUAAUAACAGUGUUUGAUCUGGCUGAUAUCCAAACUUUGGAUCACACCAAACAGUGGUUAGAAGAUGCAUUGAGGGAGAAUGAGCCAGAUUCCAGCUUCAUCUUUCUGGUUGGAACAAAAAAAGAUUUGGUGUCAGGUGCUGUGUGUGACAGGACAGAGCUCGAUGCCAUCCGCUUUGCCAAGGAGAUGCAGGCAGAGUACUGGUCGGUUUCAGCCAAAACAGGAGAAAAUGUCAAAGAAUUCUUUUCCCGAGUUGCUGCCUUGGCCUUUGAACAGUCCAUGAUAAAGGAGCUGGAGAGCACUCCUGGGCACAGGGCCCAAAUUGGGGCAGGAAAUCUCAUCAAGCUAGAGAAGAAUGUUUUGGAAGUUCCAGAGGACAAUCCUCGAGUCAGCCUGAGUUGCUGCUAAGUGUCAACUGUUUCUGCAAGUGCCACACUUCUCUGCAACAAUGCUCUCUAACCAGAAAUAGCGAGCUUUAAUUUUAGAAAUGAGGGAGGACAAACUUACCCAAACUUUCUUGCUGAGAGUUCCCUUGCUGCAGGCUCCCUGUGCAGGGCGGUACAAUUGUUAUGUAAACCUUUCUCUGUGUAGCUGAAACACAACAUCCUUGUCUUAAUGCAAGAAGACAUUGCCAGUGCCGUGGGCUCACCUGUCUGCCAAAAAGGCUUGUAGUCAAAAAUGAUGUCAUUUUAGUGUGUUAUUUUUGAUAAUUCUCUAGAAAUCGUAGCUAGUGAGGUGACAUUCUCUUGUGGGAGCAGGAAACAAGUGGCAGGUCAGAAUGAAGGGUGGCAUCAAUACAGUUUUGCCUUUUAAAACAAUUGUGUAAAAUAACUCUGAUUGCUUUUAUGCAUUCCAAGUAUUUUAAAACUAUUUGAAAAGAAAUCUUUUAAACUAUCAGGCUUGGAAGUACACAAAUGCAGACUGCAUAGUUUCCACUGUGGUUUCUCCAUCCAGGAAAAAUGUUUAUUACUUUUCAUUUUCCACUUGAGAAUCAGAGCCCAGUAUUAAAUAUUUCCAAGCCUAAAAGAAGUCCAGGUAGGAACUUGGUUGUUUUAACACAGCUGUCUAAUAUUUUGAAAAAUGUUGCCAGAUAAGAAUGCUAUUCUUUUCCAUUCUCUUGAGUAAGAAAGAAUGGUCACACAGGUGCAUAAAAUGGAAAACAUUAUUUUCCUCUAAUUUUUCUAACAGCUCUCUGAACUCUAAUACUUUGUUGUACCUAGCUUAGAAUUCCAUGUUUCUAGUAUUAAUAUCCAGCAUGUCAGGCUUGCUGACAUUAAAAAAUAUAGAUAAUGCUCUGAAUUUCAUAUUGCAAUUAAUUUAAAUGAAGGAAAACCUGUGAAUAGUUACAAGGUACUGUUUCUUGGGUUAUUUAUUCAAUCAUUGCAGAAUCAGCAGUAUGUUUAAAAAUAAUUGUAACAGGACUCAGAUUUGAGCUGCUGAGAAAUACAGAUAUUUAUCAAUAAAGUGCAUCAAUCUGAAAAUAUUCUGGAUUCUCUGCCAUUUUUCCCACUUUAAGAAAUUGGAAAAAGUGGAGAAAAGAGCUUGAGCAUGCUUUUAUUAUUUUUCCUUUUGACGUAAGUUAGAGCAGCUUCCUAGAAUAUGAUGAAUAGAGAUCUAGGAACUCUGUGUCUUUUUUUAUCAGAUAAUCUUCACUUUGGCAAUUGUGCUGCCUGUUGGCAAGGACACAAAUGUAGCAUUUGGUGGAAAAAAUGAAUCUGUGAGGGUACAAAAGGAGCUCUUUAUCCAAAUAUGUAAUAUUUUGACCUUAUGAUGUUCUGUGCAGUUGUUCAGUUCCAGAGUCUGUUUCAAAGGGAGGUGAAUUUACUCUGUGCUCAUAGCACAGCCUUUGGCUGGGCAGCCAUGGCCUUGUGUGUCCUGAGUGAGAGGGGAGAUGGUUCACUCUGCUGCAGCUGAGCAGGUUAGCUGGGCUUCAGUGCUGACAAGAAAAAAAUGCUUACACUGCAAAAUGACUCAGGAACAAAUAUAAGAAAAUAUCCAUUUCUGGUUGUUUUUUUUUUUUUUUUUUCCCACCAAGAAAUAUACUUCCUAAGGGUUUCUUCUGUUGCUGAGCUCAAUUAUUGUACAAAGUCACAGACAUGCAAUCUCCUCAACAACAUGAUCAUGUUGCCUGGGAAAUCAACUGGGACAGUUUUUUCCUAGGGAUUCAGCACACUGCAUUGUGUUAUUGCUGUUUUGUAUCCUCUGGAGCUCCAAAAACUUCACAUACAAAUGUAAUACUCUAUCAGUCAUCAGCUAUCAUGGGACAAUAACCUGAGUCUAUUAAAUGAUGGAUGCUUUGACUGGGUGGUUUUUGUUUGGUUGUUUGUUGGGUUUUUUGUUGUAAUUUUUUGUUUGUGUUUGGGGUUUUUUUGCUUGGUUGGUUUUAAGGGUGUUUUUAGCACCACUGAAACCUCCCCUGCAAAGAACUCCACAUUAAUAAUUUAUCAUCUAAAAUGAAUCUUGGAUCAUGUUGCAAAUGAUGAGUUGCUUAGGAAAGCACAAAAGAAACUAACUAUAGAAAAUAGAAAUUUUUAAGUUCUA